Ananas comosus (pineapple) is the source of this 3049-nucleotide messenger RNA. RefSeq lists its product as uncharacterized. Lineage: Eukaryota; Viridiplantae; Streptophyta; Magnoliopsida; Poales; Bromeliaceae. Gene Ontology annotation, biological process: regulation of growth. The record is from RefSeq and is a predicted model, not a curated record. The coding region runs from base 392 to 2722 and encodes 776 amino acids. The transcript is spliced from 13 exons.
AUGCACAUUUGGACGAAAUUAAAAGAGAGAGAGAGAGAGAGAGAGGAGAGGAGAAGAGAAACGCAGCGAGAUCUGCAACGGCUCCUCGUGCACUCGCAAGUUUCUCCCAAAAUUAGGGCAUUAUUAGGGCAUUAUUUCUACGCCCCCCAAAAUCCCUACCCCUGUCAAAAAAUCACCUCUCUCUUUCUCUCUCUCUUUUUAUCGAUUAAUCAUUUCUUCAAUUUUUUUCAAUUUUUUUUUUUUUUUCCGAUAUCUGUGUGUACGGGGGAGAGAGAUCUGCAGCCUCUCUCUCUCUCUAUGUAUCCUCCGAUGAUUCUCUGAUUCGUUUCGGUGAUCCGAUCCGACCGUCUGUCGUGGCUGCGGCGCCGCCCCGGAAUUGGGGCUGUCUGCCAUGGCUUCCGCGCAGGUCGCGCCCAGUUCCGCCGCGCAGUCUUCCCGCAAGCAGGAGCAUCUUGAGGCUGGCAAGAAGCGGUUAGAGGAGUUCCGAAAGAGGAAAGCUGCUAAGAAAGCUGUUUCUGGCGGCCCGCUGCAAUCAGCUGAUGCAGACCAGCAAGGGAAACUCUUGCAAAAAAAUGAUGACGUGGCUGAUGGACCUAUAUCGAGUACGGAUACAAGUAUUACUACCAGCCCCUCUCCAUCAGUUUGGAUCCAUGAAAACAGUUCGGUUAAUUCUUCUCAAAGCGUUGAUAUUCAUUCCGCUAAUGGCCCGUCUGCUACUUCUGCUUCACAAUAUACUAUCAAUCCUAUACCGCACGGUGACUCGUUACGAGAAUCUGAGAACAAUGAAGUGCAUAGAUUAUAUGGGAGCUCCGGCUCCUCUCGGUUGGCUAAUGGUUAUUAUGAAAAUUUGAGGGAAAGCGAUGAGCUUAGUUAUUCCAAGUCGGAUGUGGAUAAGAACAUAAAAAAUUCAAGUUUUUCUUCAUCAAUUGAAGUCCAUUCGAGUGGGAAUAAAAAUUCGACAAUUUAUGAUCAUGAUUCUGGUCCCUCAGGGGAAUAUCACAGCGGCAACCUUCCUGGGAUGUCAGAAAGUAGCUUUGCUCAGAAUAGAUUUGGUAACGACGUUGGCAUGAGCACUACAGCCUCAACAUCUGUUUUUGAAGACUCUGGAGAUGCUGUGGAGCACCGUGCGCAUGGUAGUAGCCUGGACCAUGACGAUGCCGCUAGUAAUACUAAAGGAGGAGAAAAGAUAACUAAUGCUUUCCAUCGACACUUGGACAUUGAUAGUGCACUUUGGAACUCAUCAAAGCCUUCACCUACCGAUUUCAGCAUGGGGGUUAAAAACUCUUAUGAUGAAUUUCGAUUUCCUUCGUCCAGUUAUGGUCGUUCUCGCCCAUCUUUUCUUGACGCCCUUGGUGUGAAUAAAGUUUCUUCUACAUCUGAAGAGCCGUAUACUGAGCCUGAUAAAGCUAAUCCGCCAAUAUCUGUUAACAAUCCAAAGGUCCAUAAUUCAUUUUCUCAGUGGCAGCCAUCUUCAGGAAGUAACUUUGCUUUCAACUCAAGUACUUCAGAUUUUCUCAGUGGAAGGGAGUCAGCUGCAAACAACUCUGGUGCCUUAAAUGAUUGGCAAAAUCUGAAGCAUAAUGCGGAAACAUACCAGAGCUUUGCAACUGCCAAGAAAGAUGAAGAUUUUGCAGCCUUAGAGCAGCACAUUGAGGAUUUGACACAAGAAAAGUUCUCGCUACAACGAGCUCUCGACACAUCAAAAACACUAUCAGAGUCAUUAGCUGCUGAAAAUUCAUCUCUUACAGAUCGGUAUAAUGAGCAGGCAAAAGUUAUCAAUCAGUUAAAAUCUGACAUGGAAACAUUACAAGAGGAAAUCAAGGCUCAGUUGAUGCUAUUUGAAUCUGUUAAAUUGGAGUAUGCUAAUGCCCAGCUAGAGUGCAAUGCUGCUGAUGAGAGGGCAAAAAUACUUGCAUCCGAAGUCAUUAGCUUGGAAGAGAAGGCUCUUAGACUGAGGUCAAAUGAGUUGAAGCUUGAAAAGCAAGUGGAGAACCUAGCCUCUGAAAUUUCUUCUUACAAACGUAAAAUGUCUAUCUUGGAGAAAGAGCGCCAGGAUUUUCAGUACACUAUUGAUGCCUUUCAAGAAGAGAAGAAGCUCUUGCAAUCUAAGCUACGGAAAGCAUCUGGAAGUGAGAAGGUUAAUGACACUAGGAAAACUGACUCUAAUAAAAAAGAUGCAUCCACCUUGACAGAGGAUUUAGUUUCUCCAGGUGCUGAACGGUUUAAUAUGGCAGAAGGAGGGAGCGGUCCUCCUGCAAUUCUUGAUAGCUCCCUUAAUACAUCGGAGGAUGUUGGACCAUCUGUGUCCCUGUCCAGUAAUGCUUCUAGUAUCUUACUUUCUCCUGACAAUACAUUUGGUGGUAUUCCACAGGAUCAGCUUAGAAUGAUAAACAACAUUAACUCACUGCUGUCAGAGUUAGCAGUGGAGAGAGAUGAGUUGAUGCAAGCGCUAAGAAUUGAAUCUUCUAACUGCUCCAAGUUGAAGGACUUGAACAAAGACCUUACUAAAAAGCUGGAGGCACAGACCCAGAGAUUAGAGCUCUUAACUGCUCAACAGAUGGCGAAUGAGCACGUUCUGGCAAAGCCAAUGGACGUACAUAUCGUGAACGAUACUACAGAAUAUGCUGAUGAAGGGGAUGAGGUUGUUGAGAGGGUGUUAGGUUGGAUAAUGAGACUCUUCCCUGGAGGUCCAGCAAAACGCCGCACCAGCAAGCUUCUUUAAUGGGAGAGAGAGAGAAAAGAUGAUGCAGAUAUCAAGAUAUGGCGGAAUCAUUAUCGUCACAAAUAUUUAGACAGCAUCGUGUCAUUCCCAUCUGUAUAUUGUGCCCUAAAAAUGUAGCUAUUCUUUUUUUUGAUAGAAAGAUGAAAUAUGAGUGUUUUUUCGAUGAAAAAUAUGAAGUGUUGUUUCCAGGAAUUCGAAAUAAACAGAAACAGCCCCCAUUAUAUUCUUUUACUUUUUCUUUUUUUUUUUCCCGAAACUGUUUGUAUGUUUCUGGGGGUGAGAAAUGUAAGAAGUAAUUGUUCUAUUCAUUGUGUUGCAUUUAUCUCA